GCGUUUGGCCUCCGGCCCCGGGCUCUCGCCCUCUCUGCUUGGCCACCCCUGGCUCCCCGAGCUUGGAGAGGCUUUGGUGGGGAGAGAUAUCUUAAAAAUCCAUCUUUUCACAACGUCAAGAGGAGAUUGUCUCUUUGAAAGCUGGACUAGACAAAGUAUAUGUAGAAGAGGUUCAUGCAGAAGGUUUGCUAGCAAUGAGACGAUACCUGGUGUUCAUAAUUCUGAGUUGUGUCUUUCUCUCUUAUGUACUUCAUUGCAUUUUGUGGAGAGAGAAUCAUAUCAGUUGGCUUCGAGUUACAGAAAUGAAAAGGUCGCCAGUGCUGUCUUGUCCACUGAAACCUGCUUUUGAGUCUCUACUGAGUUUUCAAGGAAUAUAUCCUUUCAUGUGUGCAAGUCAUUUAAAAACAAUAUCUACUCUUCAUGAAAGUGAUAAGAUUGCACUACCCUAUGGGGUAAAGAAAUCAGUGCAUCAUUUCCACCUUGCUCUCUCAAAACUUCAGAGUUGUGACCUGUUCCCUGAGUCUGACAAAGUUCCCUGUAAAAAAUGUAUUGUUGUUGGUAAUGGCGCAGUUUUAAAGAAUAAGACACUGGGAGAAAAAAUCGACUCCUAUGAUGUGAUAAUAAGAAUAAAUGAUGGACCUGUCAGAGGACACGAAGAGGAUGUCGGGACAAGAACAACUUUCCGGAUUUUUUACCCAGAGUCCGUCUUUACAAACCCAGCCGACAGUGAUCCUAACUCUGUUGCCAUCCUUACAGUCUUCAAAUCCCAUGACUUGAAGUGGUUGUGGGAAUUGCUGGCUGGCAUCACACCAGAGGUUAAUUAUUUUUGGAAGAAACCAGCCUUAAAUCUGAUCUAUAAACCUGAAAAAAUCAGAAUCCUCGACCCUAUAAUUACAAGAAUAGCUGCUUUCAACUUGCUUCAUUUUCCUACAACUUUUCCCAAAAAGGAGAAACCCAAACACCCAACAACAGGGAUCAUCGCCAUCACACUGGCAUUUUAUAUAUGCCAUGAAGUUCACUUAGCAGGUUUUAAGUACAAUUUUACUGAUAUAAAUGGGCCUUUGCACUAUUAUGGGAAUACAACCAUGUCUCUGAUGAUCGAGAAUGAAUACCACAACAUAACUGCAGAACAGAUUUUCUUAAAGAAUAUCAUAGAAAAGAACUUCGUUGUUAACUUGACAAAAGAUUGACCCUAAAGACUCUCAAGAUAUUGAUUUUUCAUUGGUAUUUUUUUUAUAAAAUUUGAGUUUAUUUUUUUAAAUGUCAAGCUACUUCUGUAAAAUAUGUCUUUCAGUUUUUGUAUGAUUGUUAGGAAGUGUUCAAGACUUGAGUCUGCUACUGUCUGCUGGUGUAGAUUUAACAGAAGUUGCAUUCUGUGAAUAUAUUUAAUUAUGAAAACAAAUUGCAGUUAAGAUAGCAGGUCAAAUGUUAGAAUAUUCUGAAAAUUCAAUUUUUAAAAUGAAAGAAUCCUAACUUUAAAUUCUCAUUUGGAAGAAGUCUAAAUUUCUAAGGAUCAAGAAAAUUGGGAAGCUCUACAGUUCUCUUCAGAUACCCCAAUCAAAAUGAUAAUUAUAUUCUGAAAGCUGGACUACCUGAGUAGAGUUGAUCUGGGAUGAAAUAGGCCUGAAUAGCAUGAGAAUAAAGGAACGAUAAUAGCAUUGUGUCUGUGGAAUUUUAAGUUUUCAUCUGAAUCAUCUGGAGAUUUUAAUUUGCAACCGUUGCAUCUCUGACUCAGGAGCUGUGUUUUGGCCAAAGUUAACUGAAUAGCCUUAAUCUCUGUUUAAUCUCUAUUGUUUUUCUCCUCAAGCCAACUUUGAUCAUGGAAGGCCAUGGCAUCUGGAGACAUUCAUUUUAGUUUACAGUGGUGAUAUGUCUUUAGAAUGAAAUAGAAAUUGAGUUUUCAGAAGCGCAAAUGUAAAUUAUAAAAAUACUUGAAUGAAAGCUUAAAUGAAAAAUACUUGAAU
Molecule: messenger RNA, 1964 nt
Organism: Vombatus ursinus (common wombat)
Lineage: Eukaryota; Metazoa; Chordata; Mammalia; Diprotodontia; Vombatidae
Gene: ST3GAL6
Product: ST3 beta-galactoside alpha-2,3-sialyltransferase 6
Exons: 11
Coding region: 195-1190 (331 amino acids)
Biological process (GO): glycolipid biosynthetic process
Molecular function (GO): beta-galactoside alpha-2,3-sialyltransferase activity
Source: RefSeq, a predicted model, not a curated record